UAUGUUAUGUCCGGAGCAUCUGAGCAGCUCGCUCAAAGAAUGAGUUUUAGCAUUUGACUGAAAGGCGGUGGCCGUUGAAUGAAUCAGCCCUCGCGCUGUAAGUAGAGCCACCUAAUUGGCUCUGUGGAGAGAGACUCUUCGGUGAAUAAUAGCAGCGUCCUUUAUUCUCCAGGCCUGCUUAAUUUGAAAAUGUCUCAUUAGUUUUAGGUCGCAAAUUUUCCGUGGGUGGACGCGCUCCAGAAAUCGUGUAAAGGUUCUGAGCUUUGAAUCCGCAACGAGAGGUUAUUACGCGAAGGUGCCCGAGCAUCACGCGGAAAUGCGACCGGAGAGAAAGGAAGAGCUGCAAAAAUUGGCUCCCAGUCGAGAUUCUCCGUCUUUGCCCUGACGACGAGCAAUGUAUGGUGAGGGAACUGAGGGACCACGCUGGUGACCUGGUUCCCAUCGGACAACUGCCAGAUGUUGAAAGAGGGACACCAGAAUACCUCAAAGUGAAGUUUAGAAAAAGAGCUACCAAAAAAGUUAUAUCGUUAUAAGUUACAAGUCAUAUUGGGAAAAUUAGUCGAGGAAGCGAACGGAGAGGAAAAUAUAAAGGGAGCAUUUAGGAGUGAGACGAAAGAGAGUGGGGAGAGAGAGAGCAACAAAGAGAGAGAGAGAGAGAGAGAGAGAGAGAGAGCGCCUCCUCCGCCGCUCGUCUCUCACUCUGAGUCUCGCAUCCUCUUCUCCUCCUCAUCGCUCGGUCUGUUCUGCAUCCGCGCCUCCUUUUCUCCCCAUUUUCUCAAACCCCGUCUCUCCUCCCUGCACUUCCCGGUUGUUCGUCCUCGACAUGCGGCCCGCGUGAAGUCGGCAAACUGAAAAGAGAGACGCACACGCAGAUGCUCUGUCGGAGGAGAGGCGGAGAAACGCGCGCUUGCAUCUCACUCUGAGCGCCUUGCCUCGAGCCGAGCACCGCCAUGGAUCUGUCGUUCAUGGCUGCGCAGAUCCCAGUCAUGACGGGGGCCUUCAUGGACUCCUCGCCCAACGACGACUACAGCGGCGAGCACUCGCUCUUCAACUCGUCGGCCAGCGUCCACGCCGCCGCCUCAGCCGCCUCGGUCCACGGGCAGCAGGACGAGUCCCAGUCCAUGUCCAGCGACGCCAUCUGGCUCUGGAUCGCCAUCAUCGCCACCAUCGGGAACAUCGUGGUGGUGGGCGUGGUGUACGCGUGCACCUUCUGAGGGCGGCCGGCGAUGCCGACGGGCGUCUGCUGGUCCUGGGUCUGUGGAGUCUGUGGACUCUGGCGCCGUCAGUCUCUGCGCCCCUCCCCGUCUCAGCCUCUUCUCGGGCGCUCCCUCCACUUUGGACCGCUGGGGAUGCGGGCGUUGUGGAACUAGACGCUGAUCAUAUCUCUCCAUCAGAGGGAAAGACUUGGCGGCGCUCGUCAGCACAGACGGACUUUGGACGCUACAGGUGGAGGUUUGAGAAGGACGUCGCUUUUUUCAGCCUAAGUUUCUUUUCGUGUUUCUCCUCAGACGCCACCCUUCGCUUGUAAUGCAGAGAGGAGAAUGGAGAUUAAAUGGGGCUUAAGAUUCCGGUUCAUCCAGGGCCAUCGUACACACCCACCAGAUACUUUCAAAGCAAUUUAGGUCACUGCUGUUUAAUUAUGCGGCUGAAUAGAGAUGGUGAGGGUUGAAUUUAGAAAGCAGUGUGAUUGUUUCCACGUCCGACGGCCCGAUCUUCAAGACAUUAGAGCUCAUUCAGGGAAUAAUUUGGUGGAUGAACCAUAGCGUGGACAUUGAUCUUCAGAAGAUAUGGGAUUGUUUUACAGACAUGAAGCAGAGAACAGGAAACCAGCUGUCGCUCAUUUCCUAAUGGUACAUACUUAUAAUCUCAUGAAGAUGUUUUCUGCAGUGCUAAUCAAUUAUAACCCUCCAGGGAUGAUUAGAAGAUGUAAUUGUAUUGUCCUAGUCUGUUCAGCCUAUAUUUACAUAUUAUAGACAUAGAAGCACAAACUAAAUCAAACAUGUGUCGCUUUUUUACUUGUCUUCAACUAAGUAUUUUUGACGUUUUGCUCAGUAAGUCAUAAGUUAGUGAUAGAAAAAAAAUAGUAGCAGAUGUGAAAAUCAGUAAAUGCUCCACGUUCUGUCUGUAGCCCUUAGCAAACGCUGGCCAGAUGUGGUCGUUAAAUAUCAGGCCCACGAUUCGGUUCGGUUAAUUACUGUAGUCUUGUGUUGCCGGCAAAAUCUGGAGGCAGACGUCUCCAUGGCAACAAAUCCACGUCCUAAUUGGGAGCAAUAAUUGUAGUUUGGCCCAAGCAUUAACCUGCAGACACUGAAAACAUAACACUGCCUUUAUGCAUAUUUUACAGCUGGCGCCACCCAUUUCUGUCUUUAAGCACGUGUGUAGAUUAAUGUUUGCGCUUUGGGCUCCAAGAAACACCUACAUGUACAUGAUGUACUGCUACUUUUUCUUUUUCUUGUGAAAUGUGAUUUCAAAGGUGUUUUAUCUAACCUUAAAAACGGAAAACAUGCAUACAGUAUAUAUCAUAUUUAGAAAGCAAAUAAUAAUAAUAAUAAUAAUAAUAAUAAUAAUAAUAAUAAUAAUAAUAAUAAUAAUAAUAAUAAUAAUAAUAAGCUUUAUGUUCAUCACCAUGGCCCCUCAGCUGUCUAUACACUGCGAAACCAACACCUGUACCAUGUAACCAAAACUGCAGACGGACCUUCGUCUCUUUGUAAUCAGACUGUUCAAAGAAGCACUUUUCAGGCCUGAUAUUUUUAUUAAGUGAUUGAUGUAUAAAUAAUGUUGUAAACCACACACACAAUCCUUCUUUUGUAAAGACAUGCUACUAGUAAAGUUUCUGUACUAAC
Molecule: messenger RNA, 2843 nt
Organism: Betta splendens (Siamese fighting fish)
Lineage: Eukaryota; Metazoa; Chordata; Actinopteri; Anabantiformes; Osphronemidae
Exons: 2
Coding region: 951-1214 (87 amino acids)
Source: RefSeq, a predicted model, not a curated record